UCGACAUAGGAACCAGUUGAGUUUGAGCUCUAAGUACUCCACCUCAGGGCAUAAAUGUCAGUAGUAUAGAACCCAAUACUGGUGAUAUGUUUCAGCGUACUGUUAUGACUCUCUCUCUUUAUCUAUCUCCUUGUCUAAAUUUUGUGCAAGUCAUGUGCUUCACAGAAAGAAAAAGUUUAGUGAGGUUUCUGGUCCUGUAUUUCUCUCUGACCAUAACUAUAUCAUCUGGAGCCAGCACCAUAUCUGCAAAUCAGUCUCUCUCUGGAGAUUAUACAAUCAUAUCCAAAGGUGAACAAUUCGAGUUGGGUUUCUUCAAAGCAGGUAACUCUUCCAACUAUUACAUUGGCAUCUGGUAUAAGAAGCUCUAUUCCAAUCCUCCUACCAUAGUUUGGGUGGCAAACAGAGAAACACCCAUCUCUGAUAGAUUCCGUUCAGAAUUAAAAAUCAUUGAUGGUAAUUUGGUGCUCUUGAAUGAGUCCAAGUUCCAGAUUUGGUCCACAAAUGUCACCACCACCACCACCAUUUUUACUUCUGCAAUAGUUGUUCUUCUUGAUGAUGGUAACUUAGUUUUGAGAGAUGGUACUUCAAAUUCAGUUGAACCUAUUUGGCAAAGUUUUGAUCACCCAACUCAUACUUGGCUGCCUGGUGCUAAAUUUGGUUAUGACAAUCGAGUGAAAAAGAGCCAACUUCUAACGUCAUGGAGAAGCAACGAUAAUCCUGCUGUAGGACUCUUUUCUUUGGAGUUCGACCCGUCUAGUAUAAAUUAUGUGAGCAAAUGGAAUGGCUCCCAAGAAUACUGGACAACUGGGCCUUGGAAGGAGCAAGUUUAUAACUUCACACCUGAAUUGAUCAGGCUAAAUUCCAUUUAUAAUUUCAGCUACUAUAGAAAUGAGAAUGGGAGCUACAUCACUUAUUCUCCCACCAUGAUAGCUAGAUUUGUAAUGGAUGUUUCUGGUCAACUUCAGCAGCAAUCAUGGUUGGAAACUACCAAAGGGUGGAAUACACUUUGGUCUCAACCUAGAAUGCAGUGUGGGGUCUAUGCUUUGUGCGGGGCUUUUGGUACUUGCAGGCAGAAUGAACUCCAUUUCUGUAGUUGCUUGAUUGGCUUCAAGCCUAGAUCCGAGAAUGAUUGGAAUCAGAGUGAUUUCUCUGGUGGUUGUGUGAGAAAAACCGAUUUGGGAUGUGAGGGAAACGUGGAAAAGUUUGAUUUUCUAAUGGUUACAGUCAGGAGCCUGCCUCCAAAUAAUUCUGUAGCAGUUGGGACUGCUGGAAUAUGCCGUACAACCUGUUUAAGCGAUUGUUCCUGUAAUGCUUACUCUUUUAUCAAUAAUCAAUGUUCACUUUGGAAUGGAGAUCUCUUGAACCUAUCAGAAGACAAUGCCAGUGGGAACACAAUCUAUGUUAAAGUUGCUUCAAAAGAUAUUCCACAUUGUAAAAAGAGUAAUUUUGAUAUCGUGGGGGUUAUUGUUGGGUCCGUUGCAGGUGUUGUUUUUGUCUUAGGUCUAAUUUUUCUUUUAAUCUAUAGAAGAAAGAGGAAAUUAGUUGGCAAGACAAUAAUGGAGGGAUCAUUGGUGGCGUUCGCCUAUAAAGAUUUAAAAAUUGCCACCAAAAAUUUCUCCGAAAAAUUAGGAGGUGGUGGUUUUGGCUCCGUUUUUAAGGGGGUACUUCAUGAUUCGUCCACCGUGGCAGUGAAAAAGCUUGAAAGCAUUAGCCAAGGAGAAAAGCAAUUCAGGAGCGAAGUUAGCACAAUGGGUAUAAUCCAACAUGUUCAUCUUGUACGCCUUCGUGGGUUUUGUGCAGAAGGUAACAACAAGUUAUUGGUGUAUGAUUACAUGGAAAAAGGUUCUCUAGAUAGCCAUCUUUUCCAUGAAAAACAAGUUCUAAACUGGAAAACAAGGUACCAGAUUGCACUUGGAACUGCAAAAGGAUUGGUUUAUCUUCAUGAGAAGUGCCUAGACUGUAUAAUUCACUGCGACAUAAAGCCAGAUAACAUUCUUUUAGAUGCGGAUUUCCAACCAAAAAUUGCUGAUUUUGGGCUGGCAAAGCUUGUUGGUCGAGACUUUAGUAGGGUUUUGACAACUGCAAGGGGGUCAAUAGGGUAUCUAGCACCAGAAUGGUUAUCGGGGGUGGCUGUGACAGCCAAAGCAGAUGUAUAUAGCUAUGGAAUGAUGCUUUUUGAAUUAGUUCAUGGCAAGCGGAAUGCAGAGCAAUGCGAAGAUUCAAGGAGUACUUUCUUCCCUGGUUUGGUAGCAAAUGUUCUUAUAGAGGGAGGUGAUAUCCUUAGCCUGCUAGAUACUAGAUUAAACAGGGAAGCUUGUGCUGAAGAAGUGACAAAAAUUUGCAAAGUUGCAUGUUGGUGUAUCCAAGAUGAGGAAGAGAAUAGGCCUGCCAUGAGUCUGGUGGAACGAAUUCUUGAAGGGGUUUCAGAUGUGAGCAUGCCUCCGAUCCCCCAAAUUGUCGCUUUGUUUGUUAAGGACAUGGGGGAUGUUAUGUUCUUCACUGAUUCACCUUCAAGCGGGUGCUGACUAGUCCAUAGCAAAUUUCCCAGCUGGUGAAUCCUCAUCAAAUAUAUUAUCUUCUUUAAGGUAAUUGUCUUUAUCUUCUUUGUUAUUUUCACAUUAGACAUUGUAUUGUCAAAAAAAUAAAUGAGUCGUCAUUGAUAGUUCAUGUAAGGAAGAUCUUUACGGUGAGUUUACCAGGAGUACAUGUCCCUAUACAUACUUUGAUAUUUUGAUUCUAUAUGA
Lactuca sativa (garden lettuce) is the source of this 2744-nucleotide messenger RNA. RefSeq names its product G-type lectin S-receptor-like serine/threonine-protein kinase At2g19130. Gene Ontology annotation, molecular function: ATP binding; protein serine/threonine kinase activity. The record is from RefSeq and is a predicted model, not a curated record. NCBI's taxonomy places the organism in Eukaryota, Viridiplantae, Streptophyta, Magnoliopsida, Asterales, Asteraceae. Gene Ontology annotation, biological process: recognition of pollen; protein phosphorylation.